Molecule: messenger RNA, 987 nt
Organism: Arabis nemorensis
Lineage: Eukaryota; Viridiplantae; Streptophyta; Magnoliopsida; Brassicales; Brassicaceae
Source: the annotation of a GenBank genome assembly
AUGCCGGUUAUCGACGUWAUGGCAGGGGCUUUUCUUGGACAAGUUCUCCAAGUUCUUCACGACACCAUAAAAAAAGCAAAAGAUAGAUCUUCAACCAYAAGGUGCAUCUUGGACCGUCUCGACGCUACAAUCUUUAGGAUCACUCCCUUGGUGGUUAAAGUUGAUAAGCUCAUGAGCGAAGAAGUGGAAGAUUCUCAGAAGAAAGUCAUCGAAGCACUUAAGCAUGCCCUUGAACAGGCUGGUAAUCUUGUCGAGGCUUAUGCGGAUCUCAGACGUAGAAAUUUAAUCAAGAAAUAUAGGUACAAGAGAAGAAUCAAAGAAUUAGAAACUUCAAUAAAUUGGAUGAUAGAUGUGGAUGUUCAAGUCACUCAAUGGGCUGAUAUCAAAGAACUCAUGGCCAAGAUGUCCGAAAUGAACACGAAACUUGACGAAAUCAUGCGUAAACCAACAAAUUCUCCCURUUUMAGGAWGAGUCAUGACAUAUCACAAGGUUCUAAUCAUAAUAUAGUUGAAGCAACAGACCAAUCUUCAAAAAGAAACGAUGAGUGUUCGAGCAAUGGAUCUAAACCGAAGAUGUCCGAAAUGAACACGAAACUUGACGAAAUCAUGCGUAAACCAACAGAUUCUCCCUAUUUCAGGAAGAGUCAUGACAUAUCACAAGGUUCUAAUCAUAAUAUAGUUGAAGCAACAGACCAAUCUUCAAAAAGAAACGAUGAGUGUUCGAGCAAUGGAUCUAAACCGAAGAUGUCCGAAAUGAACACGAAACUUGACGAAAUCAUGCGUAAACCAACAGAUUCUCCCUAUUUCAGGAAGAGUCAUGACAUAUCACAAGGUUCUAAUCAUAAUAUAGUUGAAGCAACAGACCAAUCUUCAGAAAGAAACGAUGAGUGUUUGAGCAAUGGAUCUAAACCGAAGAUUGAUAUCCGCCUUCGAUGGAGUUCAAGAAAACGAAACAAAGAUCGUGAGAUCCGAUUCAUCUUGAAGUGA